This is a messenger RNA of Lottia gigantea (owl limpet), 1491 nucleotides long. RefSeq lists its product as hypothetical. Bases 65 to 1339 code for a protein of 424 amino acids. The transcript is spliced from 11 exons. The record is from RefSeq and is a predicted model, not a curated record. Lineage: Eukaryota; Metazoa; Mollusca; Gastropoda; Lottiidae.
GCUAAGCCUGUAAACCAAGCCGACCAUUAAAACGUUGCUUCUUCAGGUCUAACAGGUCUUUGUAAUGUCUGACAGUGAUACAGACUCGGAAGAUGAAAUACAGAUAAAGAAAUAUUUCAACAACGACCUUUUGUCUGCGAUCAAACAAGCUAAGCAUGCUCAAGAAUCUCGGAGUGGAAUUAAAAGAGCCCCAGGACAUCAUUUGUUAAGAAAUAAGAAACAGGUUGUAAUAGUGAAAAGAAUAAAAGCAUAUGAUGGGCGCCAUUGGAAUGUUGACUGUGAUAAUAGUUUGGAGAGAGCAACAAAGAGAUUGACUAUAAAUGCCGUUAUUGCGGAAGAGGAUAAAGAACAACUAAGAAGAGUAAAGGAAGAAGAAAACACCAGCGAACAAGCAAGAAAAGUCCUUCUUGACCUUCACGCUGAAUUUUUUGCGAAUAUGUCUCUCAGCAAGUGGAGACAGGCAGCUGAAGAAGCUGAAGAGACAUUUGAUGUUCAAUCUCAGUUAAGUGAUGUCCAGUGUCAGUUGGUGCGUCAAGCCAACAGUAAAGACAUUGAUAACCAAACAGAAGAAGAGAAGUUUAGGCAGUUGAAGUUGGUUACUCAGAUGAACAAUAAAGCUACUAGGACUUUGAGUCAAGAAGACCUGCUAAUAGCUAUGGCUGAAAGCAACCGGAAGAAAAUUAUAGUCCAAACUGACCUUGUCGAAGCAUUUGCCAGAUAUGAGGAUGAGAAAAGUAAUGUUACACAGGAAUAUAAUACAGCUAUGUUUGAAGUUAUGGACGAAUCGCUUAAUUCAAUUAAACAAAUGUUUAACAAACGGAAAACUAGGAGAGAGUCUCUAGUAGAACAAAACCGUAGAGUUGCAGACUUAAAACCUCUAAUGAAAGAGCGAACUUAUCAAAGAUAUAUGCAUCACUACAAUAUUGUUAUGUCCAAUCUUCGCAAUGCUUUCAAGAAAGUUAGGGCACGAGAAGAAGAGAUAGAGGCAGAAUCAAGAAGAAUAACCGAAGAAAGAAAAGUUAUCAUGCAAGAACAACUGGUGCGCAAACAUGCGAUGAAAUGGGUCACCUUUGCCUUCGCAAAGGAACGGCAGAGACAGAUAACUGAAUGUGAGGAAAAGGCGUUCAAAUCAGACCCAUUCUAUGAUGCAGUUAAGUUAGCAUUAGCUAAAGUUCAACGUGAAAUGAUUCUGCAUAAAUUCAACGGAAAAUGGGUUGAUAAAAGAAAGACAUCCACCGAAAUGCCAGUGGAAGGGCUAACUGAACAUGAUAGAAUGUUGAAAACGAUGAGAAUGAAAUCAAGAAGAAAAUCAUGUGUUGUCAAGGAAGAUGAUGAUUAGAGAGUUAUGUAUUAAAGUCUACGUUCUGCUGGCAGGAGUUCCAUUUCCAGAUCUUUUGCGAAAUUUAUCUUUUUUCUUUUGAUGGGAUUUGUUAGGUAAAAAUAUAAAAAAAAGUUUGUUGAUUCAUGUUUCAAUAAAUAAUUUAAUCUCUU